AAAGCCUGAAAGAGGAAACUUACACUGACAGGAACAUUGACAACAAAACAAUUAUCCAAUGGUAAAACGGCCUGAGUAAAACUCUUAUUUAUCCACCAUCUUUGGGGUUAAUAUUGCCCAGCGGUGCAAAACGAACUGCACGGUGGUCAUGUGAUGUACACGGAAGUGUAACUCCUCCGCACCGCAGUUGUCAGUACCUUGCAGAGUUGUAGAACCGGUCUACACCGUUAACGUCUAAGUAGUAUAUUGAAACAGCUGGUUAAUGUAGCCUAGGUUAGUAGUCAGCUCGUAUCUAGUCGUCUCUGCGGUCAUGUUAUUGUUGAGUGUUAGCAGUGUAUGUCUGCUCCUAGCGACACUACAGGCGGUACAAUGUGACGCCGAAUUGAACACAUCUACAGGUGAGAAUACCGGACAACUCGGGAAGUAUUCGGUGCAGUUCGUGACUAACUCGUCCAACGGCACCGACCUAACCUAUGGCUUCGUCUCGUGCGGGGUGGCCGUUCUGUUUUACGGUUCUAACUUUGUCCCCGUGAAGAAGAUACCCACCGGAGACGGUCUGUUCUUCCAGUGGGUGCUGUGUGCAGCAGUCUGGAGCGUAUCUCUGGUGGUCAACAUUAUUCUGGGGUCUCCCACCUUCUGGCCGCUAGCCAUGCUGGGGGGGGCCAUCUGGGCUACAGGUAACAUCACGGUGGUCCCCAUAGUGAAAACCAUCGGUCUGGGUCUGGGCCUCCUCAUCUGGGCCUCUUUCAACCUCCUCAUUGGUUGGGCAAGCUCCAGGUUUGGCUGGUUUGGGAUCGAUGCUGAGGAAGUUUCUAACCCAACACUCAACUACUGUGGAGCAGGAUGCUGUCUGCUCAGUGCUGUGAUCUUCUUCUUUGUGAAGAGUGAUGUUCACAGUCAGACCUCCAGACCAGAAGAGGAGGAGCCACUACUCAUAGACGGCUGUUUAAAUUCAGAUGGUGGGACGUCGUCUGAUGACUCGUGGGUCGACACACUGAGACCGCGGACCAAACGACUGGUUGGUUCUCUCCUAGCUGUGGCAGCAGGUUUGUUGUACGGUACCUCUUUUGUUCCAGUUCUCUACAUUAAGAACCACGCAGCACAUCAUGACAGCCACUUCACCGGGGCAAGCCAGUUUGAUCUGGACUAUGUGUUUGCCCAGUUCAGUGGGAUAUUCCUGACCAGUACGGUCUACUUCCUGAUCUACUGCGCUGCCAUGAAGAACACACCUAGAGUCUACCCUAGAGCAAUACUACCUGGCUUUGUCUCUGGGGUGAUGUGGGGUAUUGCUACCUGCUGCUGGUUUCUGGCCAACACCUACCUGAGUGCUGUGGUCAGUUUCCCCAUAAUAACCACGGGUCCUGGUCUGAUUGCAGCUCUUUGGGGAGUGGUGGUCUUUAAGGAGGUUAAGGGUUGGUGUAACUUCCUCAUCCUGGGCAUGGCGUUCUCAUUGGUUCUCGCUGGAGCCCUGCUGACAGCCUUCUCCAAGGUGUGACACACCUGGUCUAAGGCGUUAUGACUUUCCGCCAGACACUCAGGGAACCAGGAUGAGGAUGGUUACUGUACUCCGAAAGGGAACUGUCUUUUAACUGAUACACUUUUCACCUAGUUUAACUAGAAAUUAUUUCCAUAGUCUCUUAAUAUUUUAAUGUUUGAUAAAAUUAUUUGUCUAUUUCCAUGAAUUCAUCUCAAAGGGAUACUAUUUUUUAUGAAGUUAUCUAAUGUGAUACCAGUGGAUGAAGAGGUUUAUUAACUGUAGAGUCAAUACUUCCUGUUGAUCUGGCCAUCCAAUGUACGGGACAUUGCAAGUCAACCUGCAAAGUAAACACUUGACUAAAUGACUAAACUAGAAAAAGGUACAUUUGUUGAAGAAAAUGUGUGGGCUUUCAGCUCUAUGAAAGGUUUUGUAGCCUACCAUAGCCAUUUGAUAUGUUGAAUAAUUAUAUAAAAGGCGUUGUUGGGU
Molecule: messenger RNA, 1963 nt
Organism: Oncorhynchus masou masou (cherry salmon)
Lineage: Eukaryota; Metazoa; Chordata; Actinopteri; Salmoniformes; Salmonidae
Gene: tmem144a
Product: transmembrane protein 144a
Exons: 12
Coding region: 311-1495 (394 amino acids)
Biological process (GO): carbohydrate transmembrane transport
Cellular component (GO): membrane
Molecular function (GO): carbohydrate transmembrane transporter activity
Source: RefSeq, a predicted model, not a curated record